AUGUGCGAUUUGUUAUCACGGCCACUGGCUCAUCUCAGAGGACAUCCACCGGAGACCCUACUUGAAGCGUUGGACCAGUUCGACUUAACCCUAUCGGAGAACACUAGUGCCAUCCAAGCCUCUGUAAACAACAUUGUCAGAGCUCCUAUCCACCUAGCUGAAAAGUUGCAGCCGGUAAUAGAGGAGCUUAUUUCCGCACAGACGUCGUUGUCUGGUCCCAACCCUAUUGGGGAGCCUUCACGGAGCAACAAUUGUGGCGAUGAAGAUGACUUUGUUGAUACUCACACAGGUUAUGCACAAGGCCAAUAUGGAGAUCUGUCACCGGUUGCUAACCCACCUCAUGGUAGCCCGGACGGUAAUCAUCCAUCACAUUCCAUUGUCGGGGAAACAUCUAAAAGCACGGAGAUUGCGCCAAAUGAAGCUGCGUGCCCAUCACAUGUCAACAAUUUCUCUUUGGACGAUGCACCCCCAGAUGUAGUUCCUGCAUUUACAAAUAAUGUCUCAGGCACGUUAUAUGGGCCACAACUCAGAGCAGGGAAACGAUUUACACGAAAGCCUGAUAGAUUUUGUUCACCCUUCAAGUACGGUGUUAUGUCUCGCCCUCCACCCAGUGUCAACGCAUCAUUGAACUUGUGGGGAUGCUUGUGUGCGGAUGACUCUCCAUACAGAAGCACAACGGUGAUCCAGUUUGGCACCACCCCUCUGACUGGUGCCCUUAUUGCUCAGUCCUUUUCCGACGCUGCUUUGGCAGAUUCAAUUUUUAUGCCUUGUUUUGCCAGCUGCCUUAUAUAUGAUGAUUAUAUUAUCAGACCUGAAUGUUAUGGGUACAGGAUCCUUCUCGAUGCAGAAAUUUCGAUAUGUAUAAAAGUUAACCAGGAUUAA
Molecule: messenger RNA, 882 nt
Organism: Panicum virgatum (switchgrass)
Lineage: Eukaryota; Viridiplantae; Streptophyta; Magnoliopsida; Poales; Poaceae
Exons: 5
Coding region: 1-882 (293 amino acids)
Source: RefSeq, a predicted model, not a curated record